Messenger RNA from Trematomus bernacchii (emerald rockcod), 1768 nucleotides. It is a transcript of the gene mmp23bb, whose product is annotated as matrix metallopeptidase 23bb. The annotation marks the transcript as partial. Gene Ontology annotation, molecular function: metalloendopeptidase activity; zinc ion binding. NCBI's taxonomy places the organism in Eukaryota, Metazoa, Chordata, Actinopteri, Perciformes, Nototheniidae. The record is from RefSeq and is a predicted model, not a curated record. The transcript has 5 exons. Gene Ontology annotation, cellular component: extracellular matrix. Gene Ontology annotation, biological process: proteolysis; extracellular matrix organization; collagen catabolic process.
CUAGGCUUCUUCUCCCUGAACCACUCUGACUGCUGGUCCUCUUUUUUUCAUCCUUGCUUCGAUGGUCUGAACGGAGAGCUGGCUCACGCCUUCCUGCCCCCCCGCGGAGAGAUCCACUUCGACAACCAGGAGUUCUGGAUCCUGGGCAAGUCCCGGUUCAGCUGGAGGCAAGGUGUGUGGCUGAACGACCUGGUGCAGGUAGCAGCUCAUGAGAUUGGUCACGCUCUGGGGCUGUGGCACUCCAGAGACCCACAGGCUCUGAUGCACCCGAACGCCACGUCCACCGGGCAGAGGAACGUGGCUCAGGACGACGUGUGGGGCAUCCGGAGGCUCUACGGCUGUCUGGAUAAGAAGAGGGUGUGUGAGCCGUGGGCUCGGCUGGGUUUCUGCGAGCGGCGGAAGACGUUCAUGAAGAAGAACUGUCCUCAGCGCUGUGACCUGUGCUACGAGCCAGUGGAGGAAGUUUCCACGCCGGCGCCGCCCGCCAACGUGAAGAUUAAAAUGGUUCCCCGAGGGAAGGUGGUGGGUUUCCGCUGUGGAAACAAAAACCUCCGAACUCCACCCAAAGUCAGCUGGUACAAAGACAACGAGCAGAUCCUGUCAUCUGUCCCCGGCUACAUCGUGAUGAAGGACCGAGACCUCCGCAUUGUGGCUAACGAGUUUAACGAGGGCGUGUACACCUGCCGGAUCCACCGGCGCGGCGAAGUGGUCUCAGCCAACUCCUGGUUAAUCCGGCUGAAACCAGAGCAGCCGUCCAACAGCUGAGGACGUCCGGGGGACGGAGGACAAAACAAUGAGACAUCAGAAGAGCAGAAAAUCACAUUCUGUCCCAGAGGGGGGUCUGGACCUCUGCAGGUGUGCUCUGUGGGGACAGGACCUCAUUCACCUGUAGAAAGACACGUGUGAUGUCCUUAUAAGCCCUGUGUCCUCUGAAGGUCCUGGUAGGACGUAAUGUGUCUGCUGUCGUCUCCUCUCAGCAGUUUGUGACGGACCUUCACCGGUUGGACGUCGUGUCCUCGCUAACCCUCUCAGAGACAUCAUGUCCAAGACAUCAUCCUUUCUAACAUCUCGUUGAGACAUCGUGUCCUCCCUAACAUCUCGUUGAGACGUCGUGUCCUCUCUAACCUCUCGUUGAGACGUCGUGUCCUCCCUAACAUCUCGUUGAGACGUCGUGUCCUCUCUAACCUCUCGUUGAGACAUUGUGUCCUCUCUAACCUCUCGUUGAGACGUCGUGCCUCCAUAACAUCUCGUUGAGACGUCGUGUCCUCUCUAACCUCUCGUUGAGACAUUGUGUCCUCUCUAACCUCUCGUUGAGACGUCGUGUCCUCUCUAACCUCUCGUUGAGACAUCGUGUCCUCUCUAACCUCUCGUUUGAGACAUCGUGUCCUCUCUAACCUCGUUGAGACGUCGUGUCCUCCCUAAUCUCUCGUUGAGACGUCGUGUCCUCUCUAACCUCCUCGUUGAGACGUCGUGUCCUCCCUAACCUCUCGUUGAGACGUCGUGUCCUCUCUAACAUCUCGUUGAGACGUCGUGUCCUCUCUAACAUCUCGUUGAGACAUCGUGUCCUCUCUAACCUCUCGUUGAGACAUCGUGUCCUCUCUAACAUCUCGUUGAGACGUCGUGUCCUCUCUAACCUCUCGUUGAGACGUCGUGUCCUCUCUAACCUCUCGUUGAGACAUCGUGUCCUCUCUAACAUCUCGUUGAGACAUCGUGUCCUCUCUAACCUCUCGUUGAGACAUCGUGUCCUCUCUAACAUCUCGUUUGAGAC